Molecule: messenger RNA, 3522 nt
Organism: Condylostylus longicornis
Lineage: Eukaryota; Metazoa; Arthropoda; Insecta; Diptera; Dolichopodidae
Gene: aop
Product: ets DNA-binding protein pokkuri
Exons: 5
Coding region: 311-2821 (836 amino acids)
Biological process (GO): regulation of transcription by RNA polymerase II; cell differentiation
Cellular component (GO): nucleus
Molecular function (GO): sequence-specific DNA binding; DNA-binding transcription factor activity, RNA polymerase II-specific
Source: RefSeq, a predicted model, not a curated record
AGAAUAUAAAAAAAAUUAUUACAAAACAGUUUACAUUAAAAAAACAAAAAAAUUAACCAUAGUUCAAAAAUGAUGUAACAAAUGAUUUCAUAAUUAACCACCAAUUGAUUUUUGUAAAAUAAUAUGAUCUCAUUCUCUACUGAAUAGUGUUAGAAAAAAGCAUUUUAAAUGUCUAAAAUAUAUAUAAAAAUUACUAAAUAAGAGCUUACAAAAAUUUCACAACAAAAAACAAAAGAAUAUUGUCCAAGAAUUACAGGAGAAUUAAAGAAAAAUAAUUUUUAAUUAAAUUUAUCAAAAAUAUAAAAUAAAAAUGAAAAUGUUACCGAUACCAUUAUCAUUAGGUGGACCACCAUUAGAUAUUUGGAAUAAUGUAUUAUGGCGGUAUCCACCAGCACCGCCAAGUCCAUUAGCUGAAUUAAAAACACAAUUACCGCCACAAUUACCACCAGAUCCAAGAUUAUGGAAUCGUAAUGAUGUAACGGUAUUUUUACGUUUUUGUGAACGUGAAUUCGAUUUACCAAAAUUCGAAUUAGAUCUCUUUCAAAUGAAUGGCAAAGCAUUAUGUUUAUUAAAUCGUACAGAUUUUGGUGAAAGAUGUCCAGGUGCCGGUGAUGUUUUACAUAAUGUAUUACAAAUGUUAAUGCGUGAAUCACAAAUGAUGCAUCGUCAUUUACCAAGUAGUCCAGUAACACCAACAUCACGUUAUCCAUUAUCACCGCAUAGUCAGCCUCCAACACCAAAUUGGGCUCAAUUAGCACCACCAGAAUCACCAUUUCAUAAUGCUCAUUUGCAUCAUUUUAUGCAACCGAAUUCAGUUACAUUAAGUCCAGCACCAUCAAUUGAUUCACAAGCAAGUAGUCCACCACAAAGUAAUGCACAAGAACAACAACCGAAUGCAUCAUCAACAUCAUCUUCAUCAUCAUCAUCAUCGACAUCAUCUUCAUCAUCAUUAGUAUCUGGAUCAAUGAAUGGUACAAAUUCAAAUAAUGUAAUUAAUUCGUCAAUACAACAACAGCAACAACAACAACAGCAUCAACAACAAAAUUCAAAUAAUGUGUUCUCAUCAAAAAAUAAUAAUGGUACAAUAAAUAGUAAUAUUAGCCAAAUAAAUCCAACAAGCUCAAGUAGUAAUCAAUCAGAUUCAGAUGAUGAGAAUUUUAAUUGUAAUAACAAUAUUAGUAAUAGCAAUAAUAAUAAUAGUAGUGUAUUACCAACUUCAACAACUUCAAAUGGUAAUGUAAGUACAACAACCAAUAAUAAUACACAAAAUAACAAACAUCAUCAUCAACACCAUCAUCAUCAUCAUCAGCAGCAACCUCCACAAUUACCAAUGCAAUCAAGUCCUCCACCAACACCAACAUUAUUAAAAGAUAUUAAGCCCAGUUUAUCACAACAAUUGACAAAUGUUAUGAAUUCUUGGUCACAACAAAAUCAUUCGUUACAAAUUAAAAAUGAAAAUCCAAGUAGCGGAUCUGUUUCUGCACCAUCAACGCCCGGUUAUAUGCCAGUGAAAAGAGAAUUUUUCCCAGAUACACCGGAACCAAAUACAAAUGGCAGAUUAUUAUGGGAUUUCUUACAGCAGUUACUGAAUGAUCCAGCACAAAGAUACAGUAAUUAUAUUGCAUGGAAAUGUCGUGAUACAGGUGUAUUUAAAAUUGUUGAUCCAGCUGGUUUAGCAAAAUUAUGGGGUAUUCAAAAAAAUCAUUUAUCAAUGAAUUACGAUAAAAUGUCCAGAGCUUUAAGAUAUUAUUACAGAGUUAAUAUUUUAAGAAAAGUGCAAGGAGAAAGGCAUUGUUAUCAAUUUUUACGUAAUCCAUCGGAAUUGAAAAAUAUAAAAAAUAUCUCAUUACUUCGACAAUCUGUUGCGAAUUCAACUAGCAAUAUACCAUCUUCACCAUCAGCAACAUCCGCAACAUCGAACAAUCUAUCAAAUUCCAAUAGCAAAUUAGAUUCGCAAAAUACUCAACAAAAUCAACAUCAUCAACAAUCCCAACACAAUCAACAUCCAAAUUCCGAUUCACGUCAUUCUCCCAUACAUAUGGCGCAAUCAUCACCGCAUCAUUUAUCUGCCGUCCAUCAUCAUCAUCAAUUGGUACAACAUCAACAGCAAAAUGGCACAAGUAAUAGUAAUCAAUUGGGCUUGCCAAAUCUAUCACAAAUAACCUCAACUUCCCCAGUAUCUGCUUAUGGGCAACCACCAACUUCACCUCAUUUUUUACAUGCAAUUCAAGAUGCUUUUUUUGCUGCAACAUUAGCAACUCAACAACAACAACAACAGCAGCAACAACAACAACAACAGCAACAACAAGCUCAAUAUCAACCUCCACAUUCACCAGCACUGCCACCAACACCAAGUGAAAAAUUACAAUUUAGUAGCUUAAAAAUAGAAUCGAAUUCAAAUGAUGGUAAUGAUGAUAUUCAACCAACUGAUUUAAGUGUACCAAAUGGUGAAAGAAGAUGGAAUGACAAUUAUAAUAAUUUUGCUGAUUGUUAUCCAUUAAUUCGUAAUUCAGAUGGUUGUACAACAAUAAAAUUAAUAAGAUAUCAAGAAAAUGGUUCACCAUCACCAUCAGGUACUGGUACAACAAAUGGUACAGCUGCAUCAACAUCAUCACCUUCAUCAUCGUCACCAAAUGGAACAUCAACAACAACACCAACAUCAAUUAAUCAACCACAUUCGCCAGGUGCUGUUAGUAAUGGUGAUAACAGAUUACAUUCAACAACAUCAAAUAGUAGUAGACAUUCACCAUCUCUAUCACCACAUAGUAAUACAUCAGAAGAUGUAAAUGUUGAUGAAAUGCCAACUGAUUUAAGUAAAUAAGAAAAUUAUUUUGUAUUUUAUAAGAAAUCAUUAUAAUUUACAAAAUAAUAAAACAAAAAGAAUUUAAUUAUAAAACAAAAAUGUUAGAAAUUUCUUAGGUCCAAAGCAGAUUUUUUGUUUUUUUAUUAGAAAAAUAUUAUCAAAUAUUAUUAUAUAAUGUUAUUAAAUAUAUUAUGAUGAAUAUUUUUUAAAAAAGAAAACAAAGGAAAAAUUAUGAAAAAGAAUAUUAAGUAGAAAAAGAAAAUAGAAGUAGAUAGAAAGGGAUGAUUAUGCAUUUUUUUUAUAAAAAUCAUAAUAAAUCUAAAUACAAUACGAAACAAAAUUGAAAUUAAUUAAUUAGAAUUCAUUAAAAAAUAUUAAUGAAAUGAUGACAAUUAUUAUUGAAAAAAAAAUUAAAAAUUACAGCAAAAACAAAAAUUAAAAAUAAAAUCAUAUAGGGGUUUAUUAAUUCGCCUUAAAUAUAAAAUGUAAUUAUAGAAUUUUUAUUUGAUUUAAAUUUUUUAUAUUAAUAACAAUAUAUAUUAUUAUUAAAUUGUAAAAAUACAAGGGAAUAACAAAAAAAAUUAAAAUAUAAAGAUUUAGAUAAAAUAGUUUAUAAUAUAACAAUUUAAUAAUUAAUUAAUUGAUCAUUUAUAAUAAAUAGAGAAAAUAAAUAAAAUUUAUAUAAUCUUAAUUUAAAAAAUUUAUAUAUAUAUACAAAA